AUGUUCAUACUGGUGAAAAAAACAUUUAAAUGUAAAAUAUGUCAGAAAGGAUUUUCUUACUCUAGUAGUUUGAGAAAGCACCAACUAGUUCAUACUGGUGAAAAAACAUUUAAAUGUCCAAUAUGUCAGAAAGGUCUUUCUUCGUCUAGUUAUUUGAAACAACAUCAACUGAUUCACACUGGUGAACAACCAUAUAAAUGUGACACAUGUGCAAAAAAAUUGAUUAAUUUUUCAUCUUUGAAACAACACCUACUAGUUCAUACUGGCGAAAAAACAUUUAAAUGUCAAAUAUGUCAGAGAGGAUUUUAUUACUCUUAUAGAUUGAGAAAGCACCAACUAGUUCAUACUGGUGAAAAACCAUUUAAAUGUCAAGUAUGUCAGAAAGGUUUUUCUUCGUCUAGACAUUUGAAACAACACCAACUGAUUCAUACUGGUGAACAACCAUUUAAAUGUCCAAUAUGUCGGAAAGGAUUUUCUUACUCUUUUAAAUUGAAACAACACCAACUCACUCAUACUGGUGAAAAACCAUUUAAAUGUCAAAUAUGUCAGAAAGGAUUUUCUACCUCUACUCGAUUGAAAGGACACCAACAUGUUCAUACUGGUGAAAAACCAUUUAAAUGUCAAAUAUGUCAGAAAGGAUUUUCUUCCUCUACUCGAUUGAAAGGACACCAACAUUUUCAUACUGGUGAAAAACCAUUUAAAUGUCAAAUAUGUCAGAAAGGAUUUUCUCACUCUAGUAGUUUGAGAAAGCACCAACUAUUUCAUACUGGUGAAAAAACAUUUAAAUGUCAAGUAUGUCAGAAAGGUUUUUUUUCGUCUAGUUAUCUGAAACAACACCAACUGAUUCACACUGGUGAACAACCAUAUAAAUGUCCAAUAUGUCGGAAAGGAUUUUCUUACUCUUUUCAAUUGAAACAACACCAACUGACUCAUACUGGUGAAAAACCGUUUAAAUGUCAAAUAUGUCAGAAAGGAUAUUCAAACUCUACUCAAUUGAAACGACACCAACUGACUCAUACUGGUGAAAAACCAUUUCAAUGUCAAGUAUGUCUGAAAGGAUUUUCUACCUCUUCUCAAUUGAAAGAACACCAACCUGUUCAUACUGGUGAAAAACCAUUUAAAUGUCAAAUAUGUCAGAAAGGAUUUUCUUACUCUAGUAAUUUGAGACAGCACCAACUAGUUCAUACUGGUAAAAAAACGUUUAAAUGUCAAAUAUGUCAGAAAGGAUUUUCUAUCUCUACUCAUUUGAAAGAACACCAACAUGUUCAUACUGGUGAAAAAAACAUUUAAAUGUAAAAUAUGUCAGAAAGGAUUUUCUUACUCUAGUAGUUUGAGAAAGCACCAACUAGUUCAUACUGGUGAAAAAACAUUUAAAUGUCCAAUAUGUCAGAAAGGUCUUUCUUCAUCUUAUCUUUUGAAACAGCACCAACUAGUUCAUACUGGUGAAAAACCAUAUAAAUGUGACACAUGUGGAAAAAAAUUAUAGAAACCUUCAUCUUUGAAACAACACCGACUGAUUCAUACUGGUGAAAAACUAUUUAAAUGUCAAAUAUGUCAUAAAGGAUUUUCUUUGUCAUAUCAUUUGAAACAACACCAUCUUGUUCAUACUGGUGAAAAAUCAUCUUAAUCAGUGGUUCCCAAACUUUUUUGUCUUGUAGACCCCCCUGCCUUUUUUUUCUGGUUGUUAGUAGACCCAUUGGUUAACUUACAAUUAUUUUCAAAUUCAUCAUUUUUUUAAAAAGUAAUUUCUAACUGUAGUGAGCUGAGAAGUGAAAAAGUAAUUUAAAGCUGCAUAUUAAGUUAUAGAGAUCUAUCUUUUUUAUUGACGAAAUUCAAAUUUAAACCAAUUUAAAUAACAAAUAAUUAAUUAAUUAAUAUGCUGGAAUCACCUAACACACUGGAAAUGUUGAUUGUUCUUCGCAGGUUUAUCAUCCAUUGCAAAUGAUUCUAAUAGGAAUUUGUUGUUCUAUGAAGUAGUCCUUCAAACUUUAAAUAUUUAUUAAUUUGCCAAAUGUGUAUCAUUGUUAAAGCUUAUGCAAAGAGCUGUUUCUUCUAUAUUUGUUGAUGUUUCAUGUGUGGCUCAAAUAUUGAGUCCGAAGAACUGUUUUCAUUAACGGCAAAUCAUUAGCGGCAGAAGGGGCGAAUAUGAGUUCUAAACCAGGAAGCUUGCUAUCCACUUAGCAAAAUGAAAACUGAAUUCAAAACUCUGCUGCAUUGCAACUAUCCCCAAACAUGGUAAUGGUUUUGUGUGUUACCCCUGAGGAAAAAUAAGGAGUUAGCAACCCAUAGGCAGAUUGUAGCAGACAGCGCUACACCCUGUCAGAGCCUCUGACGCAGCUUAUUUUAAACUGUAUCUAUUUUGUUUUCAAAAACAAUAAAUAAGAAGCUCUUUAUUUUACGACACAUGCCACCAAUGUGCCCCUGAACCGUAUUGUUGCUCAAAGAAAUUCUUUCAAUAAUAUUAAAUGUAGGUCUGUGUAAAACAGUUUUUAAAACAACAAUAGCUUGUAAAAUCUAAAGUUUUAGGUAUCAGAGAUAUUGUAAGACUCUUACAAACAAUCAUCUUGUCUAUAUGAUGUCGAAGAGAGAUUUUUUGGGUCUGUUCUCUUUCAUUGAGUAUUUGAACGUUUUUCAAAUGUUAUCUAUUUUGUCAUGGUGGCAUUGUCUCAGAUGGUCUGCCAACGUAACUUGUUUUAUAUCGUCAUAAAUAGGCGCUUAGGCAACCGAUAGUUUGACAAGGAAGGAGUGAAGCCUUAUUUUAAAUAAUCAACGCUGCGUACAGUCUACCUUCAUUUUGUUAAACAUUAGUUACAUGCAGACGAUAUUAAUCUAAAUAAGUAUUGGAAUUAAAUACUAUAAUUUUUCGUUUGAAUAGCGUCACAGUCUCGCUUGACAUUGCCUGUUAUAUGCUUACCUUUGGUCAAGAAGAGGAAAGGCACGUGAAUCAUCUGAGAUAGAAAGAGGAAGUAAGAAUGACUAAAUGGACUUUUAGUCACUUGUAGCUUUUAGGUAAAUUGUCUGUCCUGACGUUUGAGGGAAAGCGGUGUAACCUCUGGAACGUGAUGUGAUGAAGUAUAGAUAGACACACCUAUAGUGUCAGCGCAAACGAACUAUGUCUGCGGUCACCUAUGGCACAUCACAUUGGACAGUAUCAGUUAGUGACACUUGAGGGAAAUAUAUGUUCAGAGGAACUUGAUUGUGGACACAGAAAGAGAAGUUGAAAUCGCAAUCAAGACUCAAGUUGUGUUGUCUUUUAUGUUUCCCUACAUUUUGGCCCUUGCACAUUGUAAGACUAAGACAGUAGAUUAAAAAAUUGACAGGCAAUUUUUUUUAGCGGGAGGGGGAGGAGUUGUUAUGACAUGAUUAGGAAUUAGUUAUUUGUUUCGGGAAUAAGGGGAAAGUUUUAAUUAGCGACAAGUGACAUGACAGAUCUUUAAAAAAUAAGAACGCUCUAAGCGACGCAAAAAGGAAGACGCUUCGUGUAGAGUGGAAGACUUCAGUACAAUAGAAUAGAUACAGAUUUACGGACAUAGCUGACAUCGGACGAUUCCCUUCUUGAGUAUUAAAUAUCUUUAUAGAACAAAAUAUCAGCGUCGACUACAUAUUUGAUUGUUUCGGCCUUUCGCCGGUGUUACUGAAUUAGUUUAGUUCAGCGUUACUUCCAGUCAGAUCUACACUAGACAGAUUGCCAAGAAUCAACACCGUGCGGAAGCCUUAACAGUAGAAAUCUAAGUAAAUCUAUGGAUUGUAUGUCUUUUUUUUUCUACUAUUGGCUAGCUAUACACUUACAGAAGUCUCUAUAAAUAAUUAUAUGUGAGAAAUAUCUAAAAUAUAAUAUGUAACUUGUUCUUAUUGCUAUACUGGUGUCAUAUUUUUAGCUCAUUAAAGUUUAACUUUUUUUUAUAGUUUUAGUAAACCAUUGUAUAUUAUUUUAUAUGUACAGCGAUAUAUUGUAAUAAAAUAUUAGUUAUAAUAAUUUAUUUUUGUGGCUCUAUAAAUUCUCCACAUUUUGACAUAUAUUGCAUGCAUGUUGUCAGGGUUCACUUUAGGCUUGGCUGGACUUGGUUCCUGUGGCUCGAUAGAGCUUAAUAAUUGUUAUACAAUUAGGAACAAUUACUACUAAAUAUAUUUAACUGCAACUCCAGAAUAACACUAAAUCCAUGGAAUAAUAAUGAUACUUAGAAAUCAAAAGAGCACAAAUAAUGAGAGAAGAAAUAAAAAAGGGAUAUAACUCUUUCAUACUUAAAUAGUACAAAGAAAAAACACACUCACUCUCACCAUACCUGCCCCUGACAUAUGUAUCAUUUAUAUUUCUUUUGUUACUAACUUUAAAAAUGUAAAUUUUUUGUGUGUGUUUUUACCUCCCUUUUUGAUAAAAUGCAACAUUCGGCGCAGAUAAAUAAAAUGAAAACAUUUAUUGACACGUUUGAAAACAAUUGAGCGUGUUCUCUAUCUGCACAUGAAUGAUUUUACUAAGGUUUCAUCUCCAGGAGUCUUAUAGUUUCGCUUGAAAUGUCCUUUAGGUUUGGAAGGCCAAAAAAGAAACUGAGAAAAACGUGUAACUCUCUUAAUAUUUGAGCUCUAGGGCUGAACUCUUGUGAGCUGAAGGCUCCUAGGUACAGUGCGCGUAGUAUGUCAUCUCUGGCGUCCCACUUUGUGUUUGCUAUUUUUCUGAGUAGCACUAACUUUUUCUUUCAACGUCUGGAGGUGGUGGUGCAUUUACAAUUUUCUAUCUAGGGUGACACCUCGAUAAUUGGGCGUAUUUUCACGUUGGAGUCGCAGCCCACCGAGUUGGAGCUCGAAUGGGACUUUAAUAAUGUCGAUUCCUGGGCUGAACAGGGAAUAGGUCGUCUGGGAAACUUUGAUCUGAAUCUUUCAUUUUGCGUAAGGUAGAGGGAUGGUAUGGAGGUCUGCUCGUAGUGCUGCCUGCAGUUGGUCAGUUUUCUUCCCGAUUGACCAGAGGAUAAUGUCAUCAGUAUUAACCAGAUUUUUUGACUGCGAGAAGAAAGAAGACACCUGUAUACUUAUAUUUAUUUAAUUUAUCUAUUAUUAUUUAAGGAGCCCCCCCCCCCCCCCCAAAAAAAAAAAAAAACUACUUCUCAAUUACACUUGUUUUGUUUAACGUGUUGUUGGGGGGGGGGGGGUCCACCUACCGCACACCCUCUCUUUUCAUAGAACCACUAGUGCCCAUGUAUUAUAUUCUGUAACUAAGCCCCCAACCAUUUCUUCUCUCCUGCCGUACGUCGCGUACGGUACAGGUGGCGAUAAUCUCCCUUUCUUCUUAGUACCUUUGAACACGUGCCGACACAGACGAUCAUUGUCUUCGUGGCAGAACUAGGUGUGAUGUAACUUCCUGUUUGGAGCUUCGCCGGCACCGUUGCUCUAUUAUGUUAGCUACUGUUUGAAUCACUGGCGUGUUCAUGGGCGUAGUCAGGAUUUUUUUUUUGGUGGGUCCCCCCCCCCACACUGACUUUCAUUGUCCUUCCCUGCAUUUUCAAAUAAGCCACGCCAUUCAGCUCACUAUUUUCUUCGCUGCAAUUUUUAUGGCCAAUGAAUUCUUUUCUAAGAAAGCAUGCUCGCUGCAAGAGCUUAUUGUUAUGGAGAUGGUUGCCGAGAACUAAAAAUAGGCUUAGCUAGUUUAUGCUAUGUGACACUUAGGAGGGUUUUAUAGUAAAAAAAAACAUGGAGAGGGCUUUAACCUUAAAACUCACUGAAGGGAGAUUUUAUGCAAAAGCCCUUUUGGCUGCGAUUGGCAAAUGAUGGUUUAAUAUUAAUUGGAUAAUUAAAUAUUAAAGCAUAUUUGAACCCAUGUGUAUAUUAUGUUGUACCACACUCUAUAAUCUCAAUUAUUAUCAUUAGUAAAUAUAAAAUGAAAAAGGGUUUUACCUCGUGAAAGUGGCAAUACAUACAAUCGUCCUCCGCCCAUUGGACAAAAUAAUACUUUUUUCUUUUGCAUUUUAUUUAAGAAAUUAUAAAAUUUAAAAUUCAGUUACUAAUAUAAUUUCUAUAUGCUAGAAAUUAAAUGCUUAUAUCAAGUCGCCCCACGCCAUUUUCUUUAAUGCCAAUUGCACUCAUUAGUAGAAAUUAUAAAAAGGAUUAGCCUAAUCGUCUGUUUUGGGCGUUCUGCUUAUUACAGAGUUCACAAGAAAAUGUUGGAAAUAGAGAAAGUUACGAUAUCGUGACAGAAACCAGAAAUAAAGUAAUAAAGUAAUAAAGGCUUGUGAGGAAGCGAGCAAAAAUGUGCUUGAUAAAAAUGAACUAACACAGUCUAUGGUGAAUGAACACAGGAAAUUGACCAAACUAGAAGUAGAUCAAGAUGUUUUGGUAUUACUAAAGGAUAAGGAGAAUUUACUAUUCACAAAAUGGUUGGGUCCUUAUAAGGUAGCAAGGAAAAUAAGUGAUGUGGGAUAUGAAAUUAAUAUUGAUUCAUGGCUGAAAAUAUUUCAUGUGGAUAUGCUAAAAGAAUUUAGGCUGCAACAAAAAAAGUGAAAAAAGCAGUAAAGAAGACCCAUUGGUCCGGGAAGGGGGGGGGGUCGAAAUUUAUUGACUGAUUUUUUGCUUUCAUUUUGUUUAUUUUAGGUGAGAUUUUAAUAUUUAACCAUCACUUUACCUAGCGUAACCAAUGGGGUUUUGUGGUUAAAUCCCACUCUUCUAUAAGACAAAACAAAAAAAUGCGAACGACAAUCCCCAAAUUCCAAGAGCAUAGGUAAGAAGAUUUUGAUUUUAAAACACCCUCGGAAAUUUACGAGGUCAAUAUAAAGUAAACCAAACAUCAUUCGCCAGAUUCUAUAAGCUUAGCCAAGAGAGGGGGUUUGCGUUUAAAACCCUCCUCCAGCGUGGUUAGCAGCUACAAAACUCCUCUUUAAUGUUAAAGAAGCAAAUUGCACACUCAAUAUUUUUUUAGCCUUACCAAUGGGGGUUUUUCUAAUUUGAACCCCCUCCUCCAGAGGGUUUUAAAUAAAAAAAACCUCCAGAUGGUUUUGAAUUUACCCCCCCCCCUCUCCAGCAGGUUUUUGACGUUAAAAAAAUACCUCUUAAAUAUUAAAAAAAAAAGCAAAUUACAUACUCAAAAUUCUAUGAGAGCAGUCAGGUAGUUUUAAGUUUAAACCCCUUUCAGGAGGGUUUAAAAUUAAAAAUACCUCUUCAAUAUAAAAAAAAAGCAAAUUAUACAUUCCAAAUUCUUUGAGCGUAGCCAAGCCGGGGGGGGGGGUAACCCCCUCCUCCAGAGGGCUUUUUUUAAAGUUUAAAACCCCUCCAGAUGGUUUUGAGUUUAAAAAUCUCGCUACAUAGAGUUUGAGUCUGAAAGCCUCCCUCUUUAAUAAGAAAUCAGACUACAGUCACCACCUUCUAUGAGCGUAGCUAAGGGGGUUUUAAAUUUGUAAAAAAAAAAAACAAAAAAAAACUCAAGAUAUUUUUUUUUAGUUUAAAACCCCGCAACAGAUUAUUUUGACGAUAAAACUUCCCUUUUCGAUAUAAAAUCUAAAGCAAACUACGGUCACCCAAUUCCAAGAGCGAAGCUAAGACAAGUUACACAUUUCUACCAGUAGCUGGGCUCCAUUAAUAAAGUGCAGUGAAUAGUAGUCUGCAAAAAUUGAAAAAAAAAAACUAAAUGUGACUCAACAAAGAUGGCUAAGACGGAUUUUAAGAGUCAAUUAUUGAGAUCGAGUCUCAAUCGAGGAAAUCCUAUGCCAAACUGGGAGUCACCCCUAAGUAAGGUGACAGAGAGUGGCAUGAGGUUUGCGGGAAAUUUUUCCGACAAAAUGAAUUAUGCAUAAUAAGAGAUGCGAUGACAUGGAGGCCAUUACGAGGAAAUCGCAAACAGGGACAUUCUAGUACAACUUGGCGCCACAUUUUCAUAGAGGUCCUCACAGCAAUUGGGAAGAGGCUUCUGACUUUGCCAGUGACAUAUUUUUUUCCAAGCAGAUUACCGCCCAAUGCGCCGAAUGGCGCGGGAUGAUCUAAGUAAGUAAGAAUAGCAGAUAAGAUUUUUGAAAUUAAACUUUUUAAUAUCAGGAUAAUGCACUGUAGAUCAGUGGCGUCACUAGGGUGUGUGUCACCCGGUGUGGUCAUCUCAGGGUGUCAUCCCCCCCCCCCAUUCAAAAAAUCCUUUUUUUUUCAUUGGUUUGUUGAGAUAUAAUAAAUAUAGUUUAUAAUUACCAAUGAUGUUUGAUUGUUCAACAAAUAUAAUAUAAAGUGUCCAUCAAAUUUUAUUUUAAAAUUCAGCUGAUUAUUACAAUGUAUCUACAGUUCACUGGGUUUACCUAGUCAAGUGAAAUUGCAAGCAUCCUUAAUCUUUGGAAUUGAAGACAUUUACAUUAAUCUAUAGUUCAAUUUUGCAACAAUGCAACUAUAAGUAAAUUACGCUGUUUUUGUUUUUUUCUGGAUUUCAAACUUGAAAACGUAUCAUUGAGUUGAAGUUAAUGUCUGUAACGAUCUCAUUUAUCAAUAAAAAUUCCGCUUUGUGAA
Molecule: messenger RNA, 8466 nt
Organism: Biomphalaria glabrata
Lineage: Eukaryota; Metazoa; Mollusca; Gastropoda; Planorbidae
Product: zinc finger protein 227-like
Exons: 2
Coding region: 1-1290 (429 amino acids)
Biological process (GO): regulation of transcription by RNA polymerase II
Molecular function (GO): DNA-binding transcription factor activity, RNA polymerase II-specific; RNA polymerase II cis-regulatory region sequence-specific DNA binding
Source: RefSeq, a predicted model, not a curated record